Molecule: messenger RNA, 351 nt
Organism: Seminavis robusta
Lineage: Eukaryota; Bacillariophyta; Bacillariophyceae; Naviculales; Naviculaceae
Source: the annotation of a GenBank genome assembly
AUGGACGUCGGAAAGCUUGUAGCAGUGAUCGGUGACGAGGAUACCGUGACAGGGUUCCUGUUGGCUGGAGUAGGACAUCGAACUGCCGAGGGAUCCAACUUUCUGAUUGUCAAGCAAGACACGCAGCUCACGCAAGUGGAGGAAUCCUUCCAAAAGCUGUCCCAGCGAAAUGACAUCGGAAUUAUCCUCAUCAACCAGCACAUUGCCAACGAUAUUCGUCAUGUACUGAAGGACUACAAUCAAACAAUACCUACAGUCUUGGAGAUCCCCAGUAAGGAACAUCCCUACGAUCCCGAACAAGAUUAUAUCAUGCAACGCGUCAACAUGUUCCUGGGAGGAGGUGGAAUUUAA